Fimicolochytrium jonesii is the source of this 1206-nucleotide messenger RNA. RefSeq lists its product as uncharacterized. The record is from RefSeq and is a predicted model, not a curated record. The coding region runs from base 277 to 999 and encodes 240 amino acids. Lineage: Eukaryota; Fungi; Chytridiomycota; Chytridiomycetes; Spizellomycetales; Powellomycetaceae. The transcript is spliced from 3 exons.
AUGUUAUUGGAAACGCUAGAACAUCAGGCAUUGCAGUGGCUGGUACCCAGCCUGGUUUAAACCUUAACAAUACAUCGACAGGUGGAGCAUCUUGGGAACUCUACUCAACGACCACAGGGGAUGGAGUGGGAGUUGGUUUCCUGUCGUUGUUGAACACGACCGCUGGAGGAAGUAGCCCAGUCGAGCCCAGUCUUUCACGUCAAUAAGACGGAUAAUUCCUCCAAGUUAGCAUCUGCAACUGACUCAACAUCAACUACAUCAGCCCAACUCAGCAACAUGGGACCAAGGUUCGGUCUCCGCAUCAGCAACGUACGCAGCCGCAGUAAGGAACUCGCAGAUGCUAUCGAACGGGCGAAACAGAGUCAUGAGCAGCGAAUCGAACCGUUGGUCAAGGUCUUGCUGGAAGACAUAGCUGUCGAAGCGGCAAACAUGACCUCGGAAGUGCGAGCGUUGUGGGACGAUGCUGGGCACUUGAUCACUGAGCUACAGAAUGUCACCGAGCGCAUGUUCGACAUCCUGCGCCAGCAGUCCCAGCACAACGACGUCAUUUUGAAGCUCCUCGACGAAAUCAACACAGCCUUCGAGUAUGGAGAAGCUCGUGUGCAAAUCUAUGCCAAAUACCGAGAGUGGGUCGGCGACCUUCGGGACUAUUUGACCGAUGUCCUCAGUGAGAAAUUUGUGGGUCGCAACUACUCGCUCUGGGGACAGAUAGCCAAGGACAUUCGCAAAGAGCAGAAGACGAAAGCGGAAGCUCUCCGACGAGGAAAACCGACGCCUCAGUGCGUCAUCACCGACGCUUUGAAGGCCAUCCUGGCGACGCACAAUCUGACGCUGGACGAGCUCCAGGCGGUGCUCCAUAUGAAGGAAAACAGCAACACCACCUUCCACCGCGCCGAGAAUGAGACUUCUGAAGCCGCCAUCGCUGCGUUAGAACACUUAGCCUUUCCACCCGAUCUGAGACCGCUGAAGGAUGUGCUCCGUAAGACCAUUCAAGCGUGAGCGAGGAGGCGAACCGGGAACGGAGGUCUCUGGGUCUGCACGGAACAAGUGAAGGAAAGAAAGCGAAGAGCGACAACAGGAACACCAUGGCCCCGCGAAAGGCUUCCGGCAGGCACGUCUGUCCCCUAUGUCUCUACCUGUGCCAGAGCCGACAAGCCCUUCGCAGGCAUACGAAGGAAAUGUGCGCUUGUCCGCUGGCGGACCGUA